Lates calcarifer (barramundi perch) is the source of this 4249-nucleotide messenger RNA. RefSeq names its product opioid binding protein/cell adhesion molecule-like (gene opcml). The record is from RefSeq and is a predicted model, not a curated record. Gene Ontology annotation, cellular component: neuron projection. NCBI's taxonomy places the organism in Eukaryota, Metazoa, Chordata, Actinopteri, Centropomidae.
UGGAAGAGAGGGAGAUCGAAUACUGCGUGAGGAGCCAGCUUCUCUGUGUGCGUGCCACCAACUACUACUUGCACUGGAUUUAAAGCAUCUUCAGUACAACCCGCAAGUGGGGAUGAAAAGCUGUCCAAACUGAAAUUCAGGAAAAGGAGGAGAAAGAAAAAAAAAAAAAAACAAAAGCUAAGUGAGCAGCUCUGUGAAGCCUGGCUGUGGGAAGAUAGAAAAAGAGCAUCUAUAAAACAAACGAGCAGAUCAGAAUCAGCACUGUUUUGGAAGCAUGUAUAAUUCGGUAUGUUUCAUCAUCCUGUCAUGGGUGUUUGCUGUGCUUGUGUUCCCAGGAGUUCCAGCCAGAAGCGGGGAUUCUGUAUUAAAGGACAACAUCACCGUCAGACAGGGGGACAGCGCCGUCUUAAAAUGCAAUGUGGACAACAAAGUGUCACGAGUGGCAUGGCUGAAUCGCACCACCAUUCUAUUCGCAGGAAGUGAGAAGUGGUCUCUGGAUCCUCGCGUCAUCCUGAUGGAAAACACAGCUGCCACAGAGUACAGCAUCAAGAUCCAAAAUGUUGAUGUCCAUGACGAGGGGCCCUAUGUCUGCUCUAUCCUCACAAACAAGAAACCAAAAUCCACAAAAGUGCAUCUCAUCGUUCAAGUACCAGCCAGGAUCACCAACAUAUCAAGGGACAUCACAGUGAACGAGGGCAGCAGUGUUAAUCUUAUGUGCCUGGCAGUCGGUCGACCUGAGGCCAACAUCAUCUGGAAGCACCAUUCACCAAGAGGCACCCAUAAAUUUGUGAUGGAAGGAGAACAUCUGGAGCUGACAGCCAUCACCAAAGAGCAGUCAGGAUCAUAUGAAUGCAUUGCCUCUAAUGACAUUUUAAGCCCUGAUGUCCGGACAGUUCAAGUCACCGUCAACUAUCCUCCCUUCAUUUCUAAGGCAAGGAGUACAGGUACCCCAGUUGGACAAAAAGGAGUUCUGCAAUGUGAAGCCUCUGCCGUCCCAAGGGCAGAUUUUGAGUGGUACAAAGAAGACCGCAGGCUUUUCAAUGGACUAAAUGGGGUCAAGAUAGAAAAUCAAGGUAAACAGUCAAUGCUCGUCUUUUUCAACGUCUCAGAAGAAGACUAUGGAAAUUACACUUGCGUGGCCAUGAACACCAUGGGAAUCACUAAUGCCAGCAUAAUCCUUUAUGGUCCUGGUGCGAUGCAUGAUGUGAAUGGCGCUGCAGUGUUGCCCCGUUGCUCCGUAUGUCUCCUGCUGACUGUAACCUUAAUCUACCUGCUGAAGUUCUGAUGUGAAAUGUGACAACCUUCAAUCUUCUCUCAACAUUGAACAGCACGAACAGACUAUUAGUCCUAUUAGAAGAAUGGAAAUCCAAGAGUGCCAGUGGUUCACCUUUAGUUAACUUUCUUUUUUCUUUCUGGCUUUGCAAUGGAGUCUGUUCUCUGUUGGCUCGCCAAGAGUGAGGGGCAUCAAUCCAAGGAGGGGGAAAAUUUGAAUCCUGCACUAAUUUGAUGAUGGUAGAACUACUGAGUUUGUGUCUCCCCAAACCUUUUUGUAUGUGGAAAGGGAAAAAGAAAAAAAUAUACAUGUAACUGUUGAUAGUUGACUGUUUAUUGCCCAAUAUUGAAGUGUACAUUCAGAUUAUUAUUAUUGUGUCACGUCCUGUUCAAUAUCUGUACAAUACCAUUAAGCUUUUUUUAAGUAAACCACAAAAAAGGGAAAAAAAUGCAAUGUGAUUGUUGAAUUUUACUGUAUUUUUACAGUUGUAUGCAAAACAGAAUAACAGAUCAUUCAUGAUAAACAGUUCAGAAUAAUAAAUAGAACACCAUGAUUUCUCAGGCAAUGUCCUACAUCAUAGUGCAUCAGAAUUUUUAUUUCUGUUCUAGUGUGUGUAGAAAAUGUACAAAUGUGUACAGACAGUUCCUGCACUGUUGUUUUUCAAAAUACAUACAUUUAUCAAAUGGCAUUUCUGAAACACCUAAUCACAGUGUCAUAGCAGCUUCAUGGCAUAUUCAUGCUCACUAGAGAAAAUUGGAAAUGAGAUUUUCAGACUAAACAUUUAUGUCAAGUAUCAUUUAGGGUAGAAGUGUGGGCCAGUGUGUCACUUCAUUCUCUCUAGUGACAAAUUAUAUGAAGUUUAAACUUGUUUAACAGAACUGUUAACCUACAGGUAGUGCUGACGGCAUUAGUGAAGGGUCAUGUUAGUGAAUGGUCUAAUUAGCAACUUGGCACUGAACUGAUUUCUCACUAAGUGGUGCUGUUAAUUUAGGAAUCUACACGUAAUUUGUAAAAGUACAUAUUCCUUAUAAACCUGAUGAUAUUUUUGGCUUAUUUGAAAGUUGCAACUAGUAUAAUUUAUAAGUUAUCAAGUUAUCUAAAAAACCUACAAAAAUGCAUUCAUAUUUAAUAUAUAAUCUUAACAAUAAGUUUCUCAGGCAGCCACAGUGGUCCUCAAGUAUUCUUAGUUGAACAGUGGACUUUUAUGCAAUAUUUUUUUGUUUGUUUGUUUUGAUUUGCAAAGCCAAACAGGUUGCAGCUUAUCACAAAUCAUUUUGGGGUUAUUUAUUUUUAUUUAUUUAUUUUUUUCAUAUUGAUCUGCAGGUGAGAAAUAAACAGUCCAGUACUUUAUAGUGAAUGGUUAUGUUAUUUAACAUAUCUCUUAAAACCAUACAUACACAUUCAAGUAUCCACUACCAAUAAAUGAGAACUUGCAAAAUAAUGUACACUAUAUAUCUUUAUUUCUGUCCAGGCAGUCGAUUGUUUUCUCCUUCUAAUAACUGUAUGAUUUUUAUUAUUAUCUUUUCUUAUUAUUAGUAUUUUAUUACCUUUAAUUUAACUUAUUGGUGUUAUGGUUACUUGGUUAAUUGUUGUGUGGUAAUGUAUAUGAAAGUAUGCACUGCGCUUCUACCACACUACAGUAACAUAACUUUGAUGAGGAAAAAAGUAAAUGUUCAUUGUGACAGAUACUUAAAACUUAAGUUGAUUUUAGUCUGUAAGUUGAUUUUAGAAUAGUAAUGUUCUUUAAUUUACAUUAUUGUUAUGAUCAAGUUUAAUACCCAAAUAUACUCAAGCAGGAAAAAAAGAUGUUUUAUCAUAUUUAUCACCAAGGUAUUAAAAUGUUUUGAUUUUAAUGUGAAGUGUUGGAGUAGCUGGAUAAACUGACUUGAUUUAGAACCCUUUAAUUUUAAAUGUGUCUGUGGAGGCAGAUGUGUUUUUGUCAAUUUUAACUAAAAAAGUGGUGCACUACUCCAGUCCACAUCCAGGCCACAGUAAGAAUAUUUCAUGAAUGACAGGACAAUAAAGUCAACUUGGAUGAAUGUUCCGUGUAGCUGCUAUGAAGCUUUUUUCAGGUGUUAUGAAUGUGUGCUUUUAACCUGGUUUGCCCUGAGAUAAAUGGCAGACACUCUUCUCAAGACUGCAGGAGUGACUGUUCUGUGGUUGGUGGAGACAUUUUCAAGGGACAUUUUUCAGUCUGCCUUGCACAGAAAUUUCCAGUGAUGAGAAUAUACUUACAGCACAAGUGAUUGAUAGUGUGAUGUUCUGCUAUUGUCCAACUCACUCCUGUGCAUUCCUAUGAGUAAGAAGUGUAUUGAAGACAAAACAACAGGGAUGAGAUUGAUGUAUGUGGGAAUGCUAUUGUUGUACUCACAUGUUAAGUUAUGUGCUUGUGAUGAUGGUGAACCAGUCAGCUGCGGACUAUGUCACAGGAUGUGAUUUCACUUUUUGGGGGUUUGCAAAAAAAAAAAAAAAAAGAAAAAAGAAAAAAAAAAGAAAAAAAGGUGAGGUUAAAAUGCCUGCAAAACUAAAGUGAAGGGUUACUGUAAUGCUUUUCAUCCCAGAUAGAUGAACAUGAUAAAUAUUGAUGUCAAUAAGCUUGAAUCAAUUCGUUUUAAAUCCCCAUUAAAACAGAACUGAUACUGGAAUUUACUUAAGGUGUAUUUUUGCAUAUAAUAAGUUGUAAUUUGUUUUUUUUAUGGUUUAAGGAUUUUGCAUUUAUGCAUUCCACAUUAUGUAUACACCUCCUCAAAGCAUAAUUCUCUGGGCAUUUUAAAGUUUGCAGUAUUUGUCCUUUUUUCCCCAAACAAUUGAGUUUUGCAAUGUAUUCUUCCAUCAAUGGGUGCAUUGUUGACCUGUUUUAUAUGUUCUCUGACUAUACUGGAGGUUCAGCAUACAGUAGUCACAUAUGCGGUAUAUAGUCAUUGUAUCAUUUGAUUAAGAAAUUGCAAAAUUGUCCAUAAACUGCUUAAAUGUGAA